AUGUCAAGUAGCGACUCGGGGACAACCGACUUCAGUUCGUCUUACGGAUCACAACCCCCACGAGCAAGUUCGAGUUAUAGUUCUGACCGUCUUAUGGGUAAAGCACGAAGUAGUAUAACCCCACAAGAACUCUCAACGAUGUUUACGGGCUUUUUUGUUGUUGAAUUUGACUUAGAAGACGGAGAAGUCAUUAUAUAUAGUAAAUUGAGUAAACCACUGAAUGAAAAGGUCGAGAAAGAACUUGCUCGAGUAUUAAUGGGGUGUGACUACUCUGCUGAUGCUAAUGCGCCGAUGUCUCCCGACGAACCACCGAAAGAGAAACAAAACCUUAUUUUAACGCACUCUAUAAUGGACUUCCAUUGCAUAUCUGUGCACUUCUCUGUAUUCAACCCAAGUAACAAAAGAGGAUACGUCUCAACUGUGUGUAUUUCAAUGCUCCAAUCGAGACAAUUCUCAUGCCAACAAGCCAAAUUUGUGAAAGAACAACUCCAGUUGUGCUCGAAAAGGUUUCAGGAUGUUUGCGAUAAGUAUUGGAGAGGCACGCAAAUGACGUUCCAGUCACCAAUGACAUUCAGCGAAUUGGUGAAUGACGCGAUUGGCAAUGAAAAGGGUGCGGAGAACAUCUUCGAGUCAUUAACAGAAACACUUAAAUCGUCGCACAACAACACGUCGUAUGAUAGUUACUUCAUUAACAUGACUUCUUUUUCAAACGUGUUAACACUCGGCAAUUUCGCGCUGUGUAACAGCAGCUUUUCGAAACCGCAACCAAGAGAAUUUCCAAUGCAAACGAUCUUUCCGUUAUAUCAACCCUCGAUGCGAAUGAACAUCUCGCCGAAGUUUGGGUUUUCAAAUUUGGUGAGUGAGAUAUCAGCAAAGGUGGUUCCGCACUUGUUGUUCAACUUGUUAGUUGGGUGUAAAGUGGUGUUGUUCCAGUCCAAGAAACUUUAUGACGCACACAAGCUGCAAGAAAUAGCGAUCUUCUUGUCUUCAUUAUGUAUCGGUGGUGUGACAUCCUCACAUUAUGUCCCCGAGUUGAACGACACAACGUCUGGACAAGGCCAAAUAGUUGUGAUCACUGCGAACACGUACGAAGGGAAUGAAGUUGUGUUUGACUUGGCUAAAGGUAUUAAAGGACUUUAUUAUGAAGGAAAAGGCAUAUUGGAUGGGUUUGUGAUAUAUAUGAAAGAAGGUGGGAAGUGUCUUGAAGAGCGGUAUUGGAACGUUGUGUUGGAUUACUGGGGACUUGCGGUGCGGGUGAUGGCGGGAGAAGACGUCUCAACCUCACAGGAUAAACUUGUUGUAGAAAACUUCUUCCGCCGCAUUGAAACGGAAAAGGAGGCGAUCAAAACGGGAAGAGUCAUUCAUAAGAUGCCCGUCUUCCCUUCUUCGUUGUAUAAAUUCGUUUCGAAAUAG
This is a messenger RNA of Entamoeba invadens IP1, 1413 nucleotides long. RefSeq lists its product as hypothetical. NCBI's taxonomy places the organism in Eukaryota, Evosea, Mastigamoebida, Endamoebidae. Bases 1 to 1413 code for a protein of 470 amino acids. The record is from RefSeq and is a predicted model, not a curated record. The transcript has 2 exons.